Molecule: messenger RNA, 2127 nt
Organism: Aureococcus anophagefferens
Lineage: Eukaryota; Pelagophyceae; Pelagomonadales; Pelagomonadaceae
Exons: 4
Coding region: 1-2127 (708 amino acids)
Molecular function (GO): protein binding
Source: RefSeq, a predicted model, not a curated record
AUGGCACAAGUACUCGCAAGCCGAAAUCCGCACUACACGGUUUCCGCAGAUGGAAUCGCACUCUUCGACCCGAAGCUCAACGAAGCCGCGGCGAACUUCGAGAAGCUCACCGCCUUCGUGAAGAAGAUCCGCUUCCGGUUCCCACAGCUCAAGUUCCUCGUCCACUUCUACCAGAAGGACUUCGACGAGAUCACGAACAUCACGGUCGACAACGACGACGGCACGCAGACCGUCACCCAGCGCCAGUCCCUCUGGGACCGCAAGUGGGCCGAGAUGACCGCCGCCCAGGCGACCUUCUGCGAGGAGGCCCUGGUCUACAUCCUCUGCAACCGCGUGAGCGAGAAGAUCGCGAACGUGCUCUACAAGAUGGAGAAGGACGAGGACGCGGAUGCGAAGGCCCUCUUCAUGUACCUCCGCAAGAGCUACGGCGCCCCCAAGGACGGCGGCCGGUCCAUGCUCACCAAGCUCAGCAACAUGAGCCUCAACGCGUGCGGCGACAUCGACACGCUGCUCAACACCAUGAGCACGACCUACGACAUGUACAAGUCCGCGAGCGGCGAGAAGCUCGCCGAAGCCACGCUCAAGGCCUACUUACUCGCCUCCAUCUCCCACAAGAGCGGCCGGGGCCCGGAGGAGCUCGACAGCACCUACCGCGACUUCCAGAAGCGCGACGCGUCCUACGCGACAAUGGCAGACGAACUCCGCCAGUUGCAGAUCGGCGACUCCGGGACCGAGCACCCCAUCCAGAUCGCCGCGCCGGCGACGGGCGGCGGCGUCCCCUUCGUCACCAAGCACUGCGACUUCCACGGCGAGUGCGCCCACACGACCGCGGAGUGCCGGGUCCUCCAGAAGGACCCCAACGCGAAGCCCGACAAGUCCCGCAACCGCAACCGCAGCGGCAACUACCGCGACCGCGCCAACGACAACAACCGCGACAAGCAGCUCGUCGCCGCGGCCGUGCAGGCCGCCCUCACGGGCCGGGCCAAGGAGGAGCAGGCCCCGCCGAUCGACUUCGGCGGCUCCAUGAACUGCAUGCUCAACUCCUACGAGCUCCUACAAACCAAGAACGCGGUCGACGAGGCCAUCGGCAGCAUGAGCCGCAAGGCCGACUACGACCCCAAGUACUGCCCCGUCGUCUUCGACAAGCCGACGGGCGACGCCUACAUCUACCCGGCCGGCUACAACUACCCGACGCAGCCGGUCAAGGACGAGGUCCGCGAGAACGAGACCCCGAACACGCGCGACAUCUACAGCACGGCGCCCCUCGACCUGGGCGCCUACGCGUCCGGCGACGCGGACGUCGGCAUGCUCAAGGGCAUCAUCAAGAUCCAGGCCAUCACGCGCGGCAAGCACAUGCGCGAGAACGAGGUCAAGCUCUACCACAACGACAACGACUCGAUGCCCGACCUCGUCGACGCGUCCGUGACCACGGCGUCGGACCUGGGCUCGGAGCACGACCUCGUGGCCUUCAACGACCUCGGCCACAUCGGCGCCUGCGACAACGUCCGCGAGGACGAGAACGAGGUCAAGCUCUACCACAACGACAACGACUCGAUGCCCGACCUCGUCGACGCGUCCGUGACCACGGCAUCGGACCUGGGCUCGGAACACGACCUCGUGGCCUUCAACGACCCCGGCCACACCGGCGCCUGCGACAACGUCCGCGAGGACGAGAUCGCGAACUUCGACAUCCCGGACACGCGCAGCGACUACGACGCGGCCAUGAUGCACGCGCAGCACGCCCACGUCAUGCAGACCACGGCCUUCCUCGGCGCCAACGUCAUGUCCAGCCUGGGCACCAUCGUGCCCAUCAUCAAGAUCCAGGCCAUCGCGCGCAAGAAAUACGUGCUCUCGUACACGGCCCACGACAGCCGCUACGCCCAGGAACACCAGAGGCCGGACCUCGACACGAAGGCCCGGCCCCAGGCGACCGUGGACAAGCCAACGCGACCCCGCGAAGAACGACCGAAGUGGCACGACGAGGCCAAGAACGACCUCCAGGCGUGGGUCGACAGCCACGCCCCCACCUGCACCAUCGCGGCGGCGACGCCGGCCGCUGCGGGUGUCAAAUUUACCCGACUUAUAGCAGAGUUGAGACAGAUGUGGGAGGACGAAGAGGCAUUAUGA